CCGUAGGGAGUUUCCGGGCUGGGAGAGUCUCGGAGAGCAGCGUCAGAGAGUUAUGGAGAGUGGCGGAGGCGCCUACGGAGCCGCUAAAGCGGGAGGCACGUUUGACCUGUGGCAUUUCUUGCAGCAGCCACAGGUCAUUGCACGCAUUUUCAGUGCGGUAUUUGCACUCAUUGUUUUCUCCUGCAUCAUUGGGGAAGGUUACACCAGUAAUACGCAACACCCUAAACUUUACUGCAUCUUUAAUCAUAGUGAGGAUGCCUGUCGUUAUGGUAUCGGCAUUGGUGUGGUUGCCUUCCUGGCUUGUGUAUUUUUCUUUAUGGUCGACAUCUACUUCCCCCAGAUUAGCAGUGCCACUGAUCGCAAGUACCUCGUUAUGGCCGACCUAGCUUUCUCAGCUGUUUGGACCUUUUUGUGGUUUAUUGGAUUCUGUGUGCUGACAAACCAGUGGUCAUCAACGCAGAUUAGUGAGAUAACAAUUGGGGCUGAUUCUGCCCGUGCAUCAAUUGCCUUCAGUUUCUUCUCCAUUUUUUCAUGGGGACUCCUGAUUGCCUUCGCCCUUCAGCGUUACCGUAUGGGUGUCCAAGAUUUUGACCAAAGUUACAUCGACCCAGCUCCAGGUCCGACACCCCCAUACUCCAGUUAUCCCAAUGCCAGUCAUGAGAGCUACCAGCAGCCACCCUUCACUCACACUGGAGAGAACUCUGAGGGCUAUCAGCCUCCACCUGUGUAUUGAUUGCUACUCAUUGUUCAAAGCAGCUGGCAGGGAUAGUAUCCUAGUGCUAUGUAUUCAUUUUUCGGGGUGGGGACUAUGUCUACUGUGAAAUUGUGAGAGUGCCACAACCAAGAUUGCGGGUUAUGCCUGUAUAUGUAUUGGGUUCUGAGAUAGUCUAUUGUUUUCAACUAUUUUCAAAACUUGCUUCUUGCAAAAAAAAAAAAGCUGUUUCUUUUGUGGGCACAGGAAGCUUGCUGUGUGACUUGCAAGGCAUAUUAAUUGCUGAAACGGUAUUGACUACUUGGUCUUAUUACUGCUGCAGCUAACUAAGCUGCUUGCUGGAAAGCUAGAGUCAUUUUGCAGCAAAGGAAAACUGUCCUUCUACUGGAUAUGCCCCAGUGGGAUCCUUGCCACUGCUAUCUGCCCGGUGCUGUUACAUCUGUGCCUUGCUGUGCUUGUUCAUCUUGACCAUUCCAGACCUCCAAUGGGUCUGGUGUUCCUAUGGCUCUGUGGUGCUACCCUUCCAGACUGGGAAAUACCUGUGCGGUGCUUUCUUACCAUUUCAGCUGCUGAUACCAAAAUCAAUUAAAAGCAUUUCUAGGUAAA
This is a messenger RNA of Ahaetulla prasina, 1318 nucleotides long. RefSeq names its product synaptogyrin 2 (gene SYNGR2). Gene Ontology annotation, cellular component: synaptic vesicle membrane; neuromuscular junction. The record is from RefSeq and is a predicted model, not a curated record. The transcript is spliced from 4 exons. The coding region runs from base 53 to 733 and encodes 226 amino acids. NCBI's taxonomy places the organism in Eukaryota, Metazoa, Chordata, Lepidosauria, Squamata, Colubridae.